Molecule: messenger RNA, 1488 nt
Organism: Penicillium longicatenatum
Lineage: Eukaryota; Fungi; Ascomycota; Eurotiomycetes; Eurotiales; Aspergillaceae
Gene: spp2
Product: spliceosome ATPase-activating subunit SPP2
Exons: 2
Coding region: 1-1488 (495 amino acids)
Biological process (GO): mRNA splicing, via spliceosome
Cellular component (GO): spliceosomal complex
Molecular function (GO): nucleic acid binding
Source: RefSeq, a predicted model, not a curated record
AUGUCUUCAUCAGGGGGCUCCGGAAACCGCAAUAGCAGUUCCGCAAAACCAUUCUCCCUUUCCUCGAGCUCCAACGGCGCCGCCAAGAAAACCGCCUUUAACUUUCAAGCAAGUCGCGGCCGUCCCACCGACUCUCCAGUAGGCAAGAGUCGCGCUCUCCCUCGCAGACCCCACCAACUUGGACAUGGGGAUGACUCCUCAGACGAAGAUGAACGUGCUCCCACCCACGAGGAGGUGUCCGGUUUUGACACUCUUACGGGCGGCGCAAUCACCGCCGACGGAGAAGCUGUCAAGAAGAAGGGCCCGCUGGUGAUCCCGGUCACGAGCAAGAACAACUGGCGUGAUCGCGCUGGUGUCAACGUGAAGAAAGGGAAGAAUCUUCUACCAGCUGAAGUCCAGGCCAUGCAAGAGGCCGAAAGGAAUGGUCAAGCUCCUGGAAGCAACGUUGAAACCGAAGGCCCCAGUAUGGCAUAUGGCCUUAGUUUUGCACAGAACCCUCUCACGGACGACGAGAUCGCUCUACAAGCUUUAAUUCGAGAGACCAAGGGAGAGCCGGAGCGGACAUCAGAUCUGGUGAUCGAGGCCUCGAAACCUCGAGACGAAGAGGAGGAACAAGCGCAUUCUCGCUAUGACGAAACCAGUCACUUCCGAACAGAUGUCGAUUCUCGUCCCGAAUCUGCAACAUUGGACCAGUACAAUGCUAUUCCAGUUGAGGAAUUUGGCGCUGCUUUGUUACGAGGAAUGGGAUGGAAAGAUGGCCAAUCUAUUGGACGGGGCAACUAUGGUUCUGCUGCUCCUACAGAAAAAGAAAAGAAACCUCUUGUCCCAGCACGACGCCCUGGAUUCCUGGGAAUUGGAGCCAAAGAUUCUGCAGGUGGGAAAGGCGCUGAAGCUGAGCUCGGAGCCUGGGGAAAAUCGGCUAUGCGCAAAGCGUCCCGAAAGCAGGGUGAAGAGAACGGGAAUGCCAAUGCCGAAGGUGUCUAUAUGCCUGUCACAAUGCGCAACAAGAAGACUGGCGAAUACAUGACCGAAGAAGAGCUUGCCGAGCUAAAGAAGAAGGCUGCUGUUCCACCAGAAAAGGAGGACUGGCGUGAGAGACGGGAUCGCAACCUAGAGAAGAGUGGACGAGACAAGGAUCGCGACUACCGCAAGCGCGAUUACGAUGACGAUGAAUAUCGCUCUGACCGGAGAACUGGAUCUUCUCGUCGUGAUCGAAGCCGUUCCAGCGGUCGCCAAUCCUCCUCCAGACGCUCGCGGUACGACGAUAAUGAUCGCAAGAAGGAUGUUCGAUCCUAUCGGGAUCGUGACCGUGACAGGGAUAGUCGACGAGAUCGGGAUGAUGAUAAAGAUUAUCGCAGAGACCGAGACCGUGACCGAGACCGGCGGUCCCGUGAUGAUCGAUACAGCAGCUCGCGGCAUUCAUCUUCUCGACACGACCGGGACCGAGAUCGGGACCGCGACUCUCGCCGAAGUCGACGGGACGAAUAA